AUGUUUGAUGCAAUGGGUGCUGCUGGAUCAGCAGAUGACAUUAAUGCUAUGGAAAUUCACCACUGGUACACAAAAUUUAUGAAGGAAUGCCCAUCUGGACAACUUUGUCUACAUGAAUUUAAACAUGUCCUGGAUCUACAUGGACUUACUCCGGAAGCUAACAGCUAUGUUGAACAAGUAUUUCACACAUUUGACAUGAAUAAGGAUGGAUUUAUAGACUUCUUGGAGUUCAUAGCUGCAAUAAAUUUGGUUAUACGAGGGAAAAUUGACCAAAAAUUGAAAUGGUAUUUCAAGCUAUACGAUGCUGAUGGAAACGGAUGUAUUGACAAAAAAGAACUACUAAGCAUAUUCUCGGCUAUCCAGGCUAUAAAUGGCUACACCAACAUGAGUGCUGAAGAGUUCACAAACAUGGUAUUUCAGAAGAUAGAUGUGAACAAUGAUGGGGAACUGACUUUGGAAGAGUUUAUCAACGGUGUGGAAAGCGAUGAGGAUCUAAUGGAAUUGAUUUCGAAAAGUUUUGACCUUUCCAACGUACUCAAAGUCAUACAGAACGGCAGGAGGAACAGCGUCUGAAGGAUCCAGUGACAGAUGUGGCCUUUGUGUCAUCAUUUCAAGGAAGAUAAUAUUUGAUAUAUUCAGAGAGCUUGAUGUUGUUAAAUCCUGCUCGGGCAAUAGCGAGCAGCCUGCUCCAGGAGUAACAAUUUUCACUCUUCAUAUAUCUCCUUUUUUUUCUUUAUUCUUUUCCUUGCUCAUGACUGUGGCAGCCACACAGAAAAAAACCAGCUUCAGCUGCCUAUAAUAGAAAAGGUAUUUGAUGCAGUAAAAGUAACUUACUUGGUCUCUAUGAGCAUGUUGUCAUUAAACCUCAGACAGCAAUUAAGCACCACCCAGCUGGGGGCUCACUGCACUCCAGUGGGACGGGGAAGAGUGAAAGUGCAAAAACUUGUGGGCUGAGAUAAAGACAAUUUAAAAGGUGAAGAAAAAGCUGUGCACUCAAGCAAAGCAGAACAAGGACUUAAUUCACCUCUCCCCAUGGGCAGGCAAGUGUUUAGCCAGCUCCAGGAAAGCAUGGAUCCAUCAAGCAUAAUGGUGACUUGGGAAGACAAAUGCUAUCACUCUGAACAUUCCCUCCCUUGCUUCUUCUUCCCCAGCUGUAUAUGCUGAGCAUGACACCAUAUGGUGUCAGAUAUCCUUGUGGUCAGCUGGGGUCAGCUGUCCCAGCUGUGUCCCCUCACAGCUUCUUGUGCACCCCGAGCCUUCUCACUGGUGGGGUGAGAGGCAGAAAAAGACUUGAUGCUAUGCAAGCACUUCUCAGCAGUAAUGAAAACAUCUUUGUGUUAUCAAUGUUGUUUUGGUCACAAAUCCAAAACACAGCCUCAUACCAGCUACUAUGAAGAAAAUUACCUCUAUCCAAGCUGAAACCAGCACAUUCUCUUCUGUUCACAUAAAUCAAUAAAAUAAUAAAAAUAAUACAAAAUGCAACCUUUCUAGAUGACACAGAGUUAAUAAAUUUCUUCUUUUAAUUCUGGGUUUUUUAACCCUACUACCUAAAGGGUGGACACAAACUUCUAGGUAGGACUGGGUUCUAUCUAGAUCAAUUAAGAGCAAAGCCUACUUUGUAUUAAUCUAACAUUUGCUCUAAUCAGUACUUAAAAUUGGAUUACAGUCUCUGGGAAACGCCUCAGUCAGCUUAAUAUUCCCAAGAUGUGUAUCAUCCUUAACAAGCCUACAACUCUUGAUUUUAUUACAUCCGUAAAUUAAAAUAAUGUGAUAUUUUGAUGUUUCUUUCAGGGUUCAGUUACUGUUCUUUCAAGUUAACCUUUUAUAAAAGUGCUGGAAUUAAAUUUUUUAUCUUUCUAGAGCAAAAUUAGAAGUUCAAAGAAUAGCUAAAACCCAAAUCAUUUUGCAAGCACUCCAAGAGAUUUGUGUCCUUUGACUUGUAUGUCCUCCUUUGCAAAACAAUUUGUUUUCACUGGCCUCACCCCUGAUUAUGACACUGCUAGCUUCUCCAAAACAGACAGCCUUUCCCUGACAGGGAGUACUAAUUUAAGUAUCUUUGUCCUGCACAGAUACCUGGGUGAAAGCUUUUAACAAUUGAGUUUCUUUGAGAUUUUACCUCCUUUCAAACUGGGUUGCAAUUGUCUCUGAAGGUGGUAGCUGUCAGGAGUGAAGGGAAGGCAUUUGCAGAUGGCAUGAUCACAUAUUCCUCAUUUUUUAGGAAACCAGGCUCAAAACAACACAACUUUACUUUAUAAAUAAUAAGAUUAAUUCUAUGAGCUGAGAUGGAAUGGCAUGAAAUAUCUGCAAAGGGAAAAUUAUAGUUCUUUCUGGUUCUAUUGGGAUUGAUUCUCAAGUCUGUAACAAGUUUUAUCAAAUUACUAUAUUAUAAGACUAAGUUCUCCCUGGUUGACAGUGCCCUGUAGGCAUCACACUAAUAUUAGUUAUUGUUAGAAGCAUCAGUUUUAUACAAAGUAAUUUGUGCAAGGAUUGGUGCAGAUUGAACAAAACAAUUUUUAAGACUUCAAUACGAAAAUGUUUUUCUUCCAAAUUCCCUUCAAAUCCAUGUCCACUGCAAAUUAAAUGUACUCCAUCAUCUACCAUUAUUA
Manacus vitellinus (golden-collared manakin) is the source of this 2606-nucleotide messenger RNA. RefSeq names its product guanylate cyclase activator 1C (gene GUCA1C). Lineage: Eukaryota; Metazoa; Chordata; Aves; Passeriformes; Pipridae. The transcript has 4 exons. The record is from RefSeq and is a predicted model, not a curated record. The coding region runs from base 1 to 573 and encodes 190 amino acids. Gene Ontology annotation, molecular function: calcium sensitive guanylate cyclase activator activity; calcium ion binding.